GGAAGAACUUCGCAGAGCACAUUCGGAUUUAACACCUCCUUUCUACACCUUUUCGUCCAAGAAAAGGACUCUACGUUUUUUUGGAAACAUAUGUUCAAAACCUACACUUAUUUUCUCAGCAGUUAGUUUUUCUAUACAUCAUCGUUCUACGAAGUUUUAUAUUUCUGCCCAAAUUCCUUUGACCAACACAAAAACAACAUGAACAUGGGUUCAGACGACGGGGAGGACAUUGACGCGCCGCCCUCUCUGUGCGAGACCGGGUGCGGCUACUUCGGAACGGCUGCGACGAAAGGGCUCUGUUCCAUGUGCUACAGAGAUCAUCUUGCGAAGGAAGCGGAAGCCAAGACUGCGAUGGAAAAGAUCACAUUGAUGGCGCUGCCAAACCUGAGAGUCAGAGUCAGUCCAUCGGCAGAUUCCGCCGUCAGCCGCGACGGGUCGCCGCCUCCAGCGCCGCGUGCGUCGGAUAGCUGCUGGAAGUGCAAGAAGAAGGUGGGGGUGAUGGGGUUCAAUUGCCGGUGCGGGUAUGCUUACUGCGGGUCCCACAGACACCCCGAGGUGCACGAUUGUUCCUUCGAUUUCAAGGGCCAGGGCCGACGUGUUCUUGCCAUGGUCAAUCCUGCGGUCAAGCCUGAUAAAAUCUUGAGGUUUUGAUGGAUCCAGAUCCUCUGCAACUGCUGCCUCGAGAUACAAGAAGAGAAACAGGGGAUUCUGCAGGGCUCCCAAUGAACAGAUUUGAUUUCUCAAUUCCCUAUCUCUUUUCUUCGAACUUAUUUCUCCACUAUUAUACAAUAUGUGUUCAUCUGGCUUUAUUAGUUAGGUAGUACUCCUAUUACAUUCCUGCACUAUUAUUGUUUAUUACGUUUAGGCUUUAGAAACAAUUUCUUGAUAGGAGUAGAAGAUAGGCAAAUUCUCAAAUAGGAUCAUCUUUUUUGUCUUCCUAAAAUAUGAUUGAUUUACUCUUCAAAGUGGGAAGCUUUAUUCUUUUUUUUUGUCCUGUUUGUGAAUUUUGUCUAUUUUUUACUCUUAUUUGGAAUAAUAUCUUUAGGCUAUUUUUUUCAUGCAUUUUAUGUCUUUCAAUUCAUUUUUUUUGUUUCUAAAACAAUGUUAGGUAUUACGUACUAUAUAAAAGUAUAAAUAUUUUCUAUGUCUUUCAAUGUUUUUUAAAGUUUCUAAAACAAUAUUAGGUGUGAAAUAUGUAGUAUAUAUAUUAGUUAUAUAUACUACACAUUUCUUGGUUAAAGGGGUGAUAGAUGCCACGUAAAAAUUACUUGAUUCAGCAUUAUUGCGUGCAUUUGUCUAUUUUUUACUCUUCUUUGAAACAAUAUAGUUACGCUAUAUGUGCAUUUUUAUGUCUUUCAAUUCAAUAUUCUUUUAAGUUUCUAAAACAAUAUUAGGUAUUAGGAUAUAAAAGUAUACAUGUUCUCUAUGUCUUUCAAUGGUUUUUAAAGUUUCUAAAACAAUAUUAGGUAUAAAAUAUUAGUAUAUUCAUUAGUUAUAUCGGAAAAGAUCAUGUCGAGCCA
This is a messenger RNA of Cuscuta europaea, 1520 nucleotides long. Lineage: Eukaryota; Viridiplantae; Streptophyta; Magnoliopsida; Solanales; Convolvulaceae. The record is from the annotation of a GenBank genome assembly.